Molecule: messenger RNA, 2875 nt
Organism: Myzus persicae (green peach aphid)
Lineage: Eukaryota; Metazoa; Arthropoda; Insecta; Hemiptera; Aphididae
Product: glucose dehydrogenase [FAD, quinone]-like
Exons: 3
Coding region: 357-2252 (631 amino acids)
Molecular function (GO): flavin adenine dinucleotide binding; oxidoreductase activity, acting on CH-OH group of donors
Source: RefSeq, a predicted model, not a curated record
GACAUCUAAGCGCCAAGUCGAUACAUUAUAUUUUCAAUCGAUAUUCGUUGAUAUUUUUCAAGACCAGAAAUCGAGUUCAGUGUAGAAUAAAUGUUCGAAGCCUUCGGUUACCGGUGAAAUGACUGCGCCGAAUAAUUAUAUUCGGAUCGUCGUCGUAACUCGACUCGUUUCACUGCUAUACUACAGCACUGGCACCUAAAUCACGACAUACGCAUCCGGCGGCCGAGCGUGUGCUAAAAUCCGCAUUCGCGUUUGUACGUAAAUAUUUGUCUUUCAGUUUAAAUCGGCGCCACACGCAAACGUCGUAAUAUACGUUUAUUAUAAUUACACAUCACUGGAAACGACGACUGCCGAUAAUGACGUCUUCCGGCGGAAGUUGCGAGUGCUCGUGGUCCGACUCGUCGUUCCUGUCCGGUUCCUGUGGCAACACCGGCGGCCUGGCGUUCUUCAUGUCGUUGGUGGACCUGGUGAUCCGGUCACAGUGCUCGGUGACGGACCCAUGCCGUCGGGCCACCGGGCGGCGGCAGUUCCCGGCCGGUCCAGUGUACCCGGAGGAACUAGACUUCGUGGUGGUCGGCGGCGGCGUGGCCGGUUCCGUGGUGGCGUCCCGGCUGAGCGAGGUGGCCGGCUGGACGGUGGGACUGCUGGAGGCCGGGCCCGAGGAGCCGUCGGCCACGUCGGUGCCGGCGUUCGCGUCGGCCGCGAUGGGCACCGACCUGGACUGGCGGUACCUGACCGAGCCACAGGGCAACGCAUGUCUGGCCGCGGGCGGAAUAUGCGCGUGGCCGAGGGGCAAGAUGUUGGGCGGCACGGGGGCCAUGACGGGCAUGAUGUACUCGAGGGGCCACCGGCGUGUGUACGACGAGUGGCGCGAUUCAGGGGCAGUGGGCUGGGGCUACGACGACGUGCUGCCGUACUUCAAGAAGUCCGAGCACAACAUGGAGGCCGACAUGGUAGAGCCCGAGUACCACGGGUUCGACGGUCCCGUGCCAGUGCAGCGGUUCUCUCACCAUCCCGAGAUGGCCGAGUCCAUCGUGCAGGCUGGCGUCGAGCUGGGCUACAGGACCGGCGACCUCAACGGACACAAUCAGACUGGUUUCUCCAUAGCUCAGGUGAUGGUGCAUGGUGGUCUGCGGAUGAGCACUUCGCGAGCGUUCUUGCGGCCUGCCCACGACAGGCCCAACCUGUUCGUGAAGAUCAACAGCCGCGUUACCGGGUUGGUGUUGAAUAAGCUAAACAACCGCGUGCAGGGCGUCAAGUACGUGGACCAGUACGGGGAGCACAUGGUGCGCGCCCGGAAGGAAGUGAUCCUGUCGGCAGGGGUGGUUGGUUCCGCGCACUUGCUCCUGGUUUCCGGCAUCGGACCUGCCGAGGAACUGCUUCGGGCUGGUGUCACUGUUUUCCAGGAUCUGCCGGUUGGUCGGAACUUGCAGCACCAUGUGUCUGUCAGCGUAGCUGCCACGGUGAACGCCUCAGAAGAGGCCCAUUACUUGACUAUGGACGCGGUGUCAGAAUUUUUGGCCACGCGUACCGGCCCACUGGCCAGCACAGGCCUCACGCAGACCACAGGAUUUUUGACCACCUCCUACUCAGUCAACGGGGUACCCGACGCACAGGUGUACUUCGACGGCCUUGCACCCAACUGUGACAAGAUCCCCAUGGAUCCGGAUGGUCCAGCGUACCGCAAGUUUGAGGGCUCGAGGGCGUACGUGUGGGCCAGACCGACGUACCUGUUGACAAGGAGCAAGGGGUUCAUCGCUCUGCGGACCGGAAACCCGAUGGACGACCCGAUCAUCCAACCCAAUUACUUCCAAGACCCGCGAGACGUGCUGGCCAUGGUGGAAAGCAUACGGAUCGUGUUGGCGCUGAUGGAAACUCGGGCGUUGAGCAAGUGGGACAUGCAACCAGACACUACGCCGUAUGAGGGAUGCGCGCAGCACGUGUAUGGCACAGACGCGUACUGGGCGUGCGUGGUGGUCACGGACACGAAACCCGAGAACCACCAUUCGGGGACUUGCAAGAUGGGACCCAUCGACGACCCGGAAACGGUGGUAGACCCGGAGCUCCGGGUACUCGGUGUGGCCAACCUGAGGGUGAUGGACGCGUCCGUGUUUCCCACCGGGCCCAACUGCAAUCCCAUGGCACCGGUCAUAAUGGUGGCCGAAAAGGGCUCGGAUAUGGUCAAGCAAACAUGGAGUGCAUACGCGCACGAGAACAACGUGCCACCGUACAAAAAGCCAAGGGCUGCAUGAUAAUAUUAUUAUUGACACGUCGCAUUGCUGAUUCUCGUCAACCUGACCCAUAUGGACAUGACGUGUAUUGUGUAUACACAGAGUGUAACAGAAAUGUAUGACAAAUUAAAUAACUUGUGUUCUAAACAAUAUUUUUAAUUUUUUUUUUCAAAUAAUAAAUAGAGUAAAAAAGUUUAUAUUAUACGUGAAAUACAAUUAUCUAUUAACGAAGAAUAUGAAGAAUCAUUUUUCAGCGUUGAUUUGAACACAAGUUAUUUAAUUUGUCAUAUCUUUCUGUUAUUACCCUCUGUAGUCUGAACAGGACCAAUUCGUCAUUAUUUAUUCACUUUUCAUUCUUGGGUGAUGUGAAGGUAUAUUAUUGUAAUAUAUAUUAAGUAGUCGAUUACCGACAACACGCCACCUUUGGCAAACAGACAUGUUGUAACUUUUAAGAAUAUAUUUAUUAUUUGUGUUGAAAAAUAAAUUCUCAAUGUAAAAAUAGAUUUCUAAUAGGUAUUUCUCUGGGCAAGUACACACUAUUAGAAUUUAUUAACGGGUAUAACUUUUAAGAUGUAAAAACAUGUAAUGUUCACCAAAAUCUUUGGAAAUUUUAUUUAUUGUUUAUUAUACGUUUAAAUAAGAUA